Molecule: messenger RNA, 915 nt
Organism: Mesoplodon densirostris (Blainville's beaked whale)
Lineage: Eukaryota; Metazoa; Chordata; Mammalia; Artiodactyla; Ziphiidae
Gene: RALYL
Product: RALY RNA binding protein like
Exons: 7
Coding region: 16-915 (299 amino acids)
Cellular component (GO): nucleus
Molecular function (GO): RNA binding
Source: RefSeq, a predicted model, not a curated record
CAAGGUGAGCCAACCAUGACUGGCAAAACACAGACCAGCAAUGUCACCAAUAAGAAUGACCCCAAGUCCAUCAACUCGCGUGUUUUCAUUGGCAAUCUAAAUACAGCCAUUGUCAAGAAAGUUGACAUUGAAGCCAUUUUCUCAAAGUAUGGAAAAAUAGUUGGCUGCUCAGUUCACAAAGGUUAUGCAUUUGUACAGUACAUGAGUGAGCGGCACGCAAGAGCUGCAGUGGCUGGAGAAAAUUCCAGGAUCAUCGCAGGCCAACCGCUUGAUAUCAACAUGGCAGGAGAACCCAAACCAUACAGACCAAAACUUGGAAAUAAGAGGCCCCUUUCUGCACUUUAUAGACUUGAGGCAAAGGAGCCUUUCCUGUCUGUUGGUGGUUAUGUCUUUGACUAUGAUUACUACAGAGAUGAUUUCUACAGUAGGUUAUUUGAUUACCAUGGGCGUGUGCCUCCACCUCCCCGCGCAGUAAUUCCACUGAAGCGUCCCAGAGUGGCUGUAACAACUCGCAGGGGAAAAGGAGCCUUUUCCAUGAAAGGGGGAUCAAAAUCUACUGUCAGUGGAUCUUCUUCAUCAGGCUCUAAAUUGAAAUCAGAUGAAUUACAGACAAUCAAGAAAGAAUUAACCCAGAUCAAAACUAAAAUUGACUCCUUGCUAGGGCGCCUGGAGAAGAUUGAGAAGCAGCAGAAGGCAGAGGCAGAAGCUCAGAAGAAGAAAUUGGAAGAGAGUAUAGAGCUGAUCCAAGAUGAAUGUGUGUCAGAGAAUGCAGAUCACUCUACAGAGGAGCCUGCUGAAGGAGGGCCAGAUGCCGAUGGAGAAGAAAUGACUGAUGGGAUAGAGGAGGACUUCGAUGAAGAUGGGGGUCAUGAGCUGGUAGGAACUAAACAUUUGGUGUCCACACCCCUUUGGUAA